Molecule: messenger RNA, 1925 nt
Organism: Neltuma alba
Lineage: Eukaryota; Viridiplantae; Streptophyta; Magnoliopsida; Fabales; Fabaceae
Product: shugoshin-1-like
Exons: 9
Coding region: 380-1207 (275 amino acids)
Biological process (GO): maintenance of meiotic sister chromatid cohesion; meiotic sister chromatid segregation
Cellular component (GO): chromosome, centromeric region
Source: RefSeq, a predicted model, not a curated record
CCUACCGUGAUCUGCAAUCCAUGGAUUCAAAGAACGAUAGCAGCGGGAGUGAAGAAUCGAAAGAAGCACAUAGAUUCCAUCCAGUCUUGUUUUCAUCUUUUCUCUUUUAUCCAUCUAUAUCCAGCGAUUCCCAUCUUUCUUUUUAUAAAGUACAAUCACUGGUCAUCUUUUUUAUAUCUUUUUCUUGAACGCCAGUUACUAGUAUGUCUUUCGCUUCAACUUCAACUCCAUCUAUAUUUAAACCCCACUUCACAUAACCUGGAAACGAAGUCCUAUCUCUUUAAAUUCUUUCACUUUCUAUGAAUCAACCGCUUAGGGUAAGUGAAGCUAAAUUUGGUUCUGCAUAGAGUUGAGUAGUGUGGGAAUAGUAGGGGAGAGAAUGUUGAUGAAGAGAUCUAUUGCAAAGUUAGUGCGGAAGAAGCUUUCUGAUAUUACCAACGCACAAAUGCAACCCAAACUACAUAACCAAGCAGAAAAGCCUGCCGAUAAAAACUGCAAUGAGGAACUCUUGAAGGAAAAAGCUACUCUGAUGCAGCUCCUAGCAGAAAGAGAUAAAAUUAUUGAACUCACUGGAGCUGAGCUGCUGAGGCUGCGAGCCAAUGUAGAGAAUCUAAAACAACAGAACUGGAAUCUUGCUCAAUCAAACAGCCAGAUACUGGCGGAGCUUAAUUUAGGAAGGGAAACGAUGAAAGCUCUGCAGCAUGAAAUGUUAUGUAAGGCUGCCUUGCUUCGAGGAAAGAACUCUGAAUUAGCAGAUGGUCUGUUUAGUUACAAAUCUUAUUUCCAGGGAAUUGAAGAUAUGGACUAUAAAAAUGGUGGAUCACUGUUAAAGGGAGGAGUCGAAAAGGCGGAGCAGCCAUUGGUGAAAGCCAGCAAUGUGGAAAAGCUUUGCAAUAGGAACAGAAAACCAGCUAAAAGGAGUCGAUCUACAGGUUCUGUUACUGCAUCUGUAAAGGAUCCAACUGAGAGCAAAGAGAAGAAAGAACUCAGGACGCAACUGAGGAGGCGCUCGACAAGCUUCAAAGCACACGAAUACAAGCCUAUGAAGAAGUCAUCUGAAACAGAGAAUGCUCGAUCUCAUCUCAGCAUACUGAAUUCACUUUGCAGAGAAGACGAAAAGUUUGGAAAACCCCUGAGAAAAACAGAAGAGAAGGUUCAACCACCCAAGGAGAUUCCUCCGAAAGUCAAACUACGGAGAUUAGAAUAAAUUCACCAACAGAGAGGGCUCCUGUAGAACCAUAUAGGUCGUCAAGUUUGAUGUUUUUGAAUCAUUUGUGAGAGUUGUGUGUCCCAUGUUCUUGUGUUGUUAACCCUUGUGUGUUGAAAAACCCAAAGUUUAUCACUGGCUGAAGUGUAAAAAGUCCAAGUGCUACAGAAUGACCAAACACGGUCCAGAGCCAAGCCCAUGGAAUGCUUAAGGGCUGUUAAUAUAGGCCAUUGAAGUCCAACUUGAGGCUCAGACCCAAAAAAAAAGAGAGAGAGAGAGCGGUGAGAUUGAAAAAUAGAGAGGGAGGUUGGAGCGGAAAAAGAAGGAAAAGAUUGGGAAGAAAAGGACAGGUGAAAUGAUAUUAAACUUUAAGAGGGUGGGAAAGGCAUGUGAGGUUAUGUGAUCAUGUUUGGUUGUAAUGACAAAGUGAGAUGUGACGGAAGUGUGCGGCCAUGUGAGGAGAGAGUUAUAGUCAAGAGGAGAAUCGUUGCGAGCAGAGAGCAGCAAGUCGAGUGUGGUUUGUUGUAUGAACCAAUGAGGGAUUGCGUUACUAGAUAAAACCGCGUGGGUCCCCUGCUCUGUCUUAACAAUUUUUAUCAACAUGAUGAGCAAGCAACGGUUUCCUUGAAGGCAAUGAUGUGCAUCAUGGUCCCUGCACUCACACCACUUUGAUUCUGCUUCUUGCUUCGUCUUUAAUCCCUCUUCCUAUAUAUCCACA